This is a messenger RNA of Anguilla rostrata (American eel), 3531 nucleotides long. Its product is annotated as antizyme inhibitor 1-like. Gene Ontology annotation, biological process: negative regulation of protein catabolic process; positive regulation of polyamine transmembrane transport. The record is from RefSeq and is a predicted model, not a curated record. The transcript is spliced from 13 exons. NCBI's taxonomy places the organism in Eukaryota, Metazoa, Chordata, Actinopteri, Anguilliformes, Anguillidae. Gene Ontology annotation, molecular function: ornithine decarboxylase activator activity; ornithine decarboxylase activity. Bases 826 to 2163 code for a protein of 445 amino acids. Gene Ontology annotation, cellular component: cytoplasm.
CUAUUCGCUGCCUUUUCUAGGGAAGGAGCGAGCUGGCUAUCUAUCAGUUAUCUCAGCACAGAGCAGCCUCUAUCUGCGGCUCGCCUUCAUUACCUACACUGCCACGGGUAGUCGUUUCUCCUUCGUUGCCUUAUACUAGAGAGAGAUCAGCGGUACUCCAUUUCCAGCUUCUUCGUCACUACAUGCUUAUGGCAAAUAUAGCCUUUUUUCUUUCUUCUACUAGCACCCCCAUUACUCUUUAAAAAUUCCGCCGAAAAAGAGAAGACGAUUAUCCCAAAAAAUUGGGCCGUUAUCUCACGGCACACCACUUUCUGUGCAGGUGUACAACAAUUACCCAGAAGGCCUAGGGGCGGCCCUCUACCGCGAGCAGUUUGACUUCAACGCGGAGCCGCCUUGGGAUCCUAGCUGAUAGUGGGAGAGCUCCAUCUCCUGACUUGUCCAUCUUUUGUUUUCACAGUGGCUGCGCAGACUUUUUCGGAGUUUGUGUUUCGCUCCAUGGUGGGAUUUCCACCGGGGCCUCCGAUUGGCUGGGCUCAGAAGUGUCUGGGAUCAGAGGCGGGCUGGGUCCCUGUGAAAAGCACCGCCGGUCCACCCAAGGGCUCCUUACAGAGGCCGCCGGCCGGCUUUCCCCCAGACCUGCACCUCGCGCUAAUGGACCAAGCAGCCGCAGGCUGUCGCUUCCCUAGAGAGAGAUGGCUAACUGAGACUCGUACCGUUUCCACUGUACUGCGGAGUUUGUUGCAUAUUUCUAGGACCCCAACGGCUCUGAGAGGACUGACUAGACAACUUGCUUUAUGAUUGUCGGAUUUGCGGAAUACGGUUGAGAUGAAAGGACUUGCCGAUGAACCAAAUUACUCCAUUGAACUUCUGGAGGGAGGCGCAACCCUCAAAGAUGUCAUUGAUACCCAUGUGUGCGAGCAGACCCUGGCUGAGAAGAACGCAUUUUUCGUGGCUGACCUUGGGCUCAUAACGCGCCAGCACAUCCGCUGGCAGGCCCACAUGCCCCAGGUCCGGCCUUUCUACCCGGUCAGGUGCAACAGCAGCCCGGCCGUCAUCGAGAUCUUGGCCACCCUCGGCGCCGGCUUCGUCUGCACCAGCAAGGCUGAGAUGGUGCUGGUGCAGAGCUACGGCGUGGCGCCGGAGAGCAUGGUUCUGGGCGGCAUGUGCAAGCAGCUCUCCCACAUCAAGUACGCCGCCAAGAGCGGCGUGGAGCUCCUGCUCUGCGACAACGAGACGGAGCUGCGCAAGAUCGCACGCUGCCACCCGACUGCAAAGCUGCUGCUGCAGGUGGCGACGGAGGCUCACGGCGAGGGCGAGGAGACGUGCAUGCCGUUCGGCUCCACGCUGAAGAGCUGCAGGCACCUGCUGGAGUGCGCCAAGGAGCUGGGCGUGCAGGUGGUGGGGGCCAAGUUCCAUGUACCCAGCUGCUGCACGGACCCCCAGGCCUACACCCAUGCGGUUUCCGACGCUCGCUGCGUGUUUGACAUGGGGGAGGAGCUUGGCUUCCACAUGAAAAUACUGGACAUCGGAGGAGGAUUCAGUGGCUCCGAGGCUCAGCUGGAACAGGUUCAUGGUAGCAUCAGACCGAUGCUGGACAUGUACUUCCCCUCUCUCUCUGGGGUGGCCCUCAUUGCUGAGCCUGGGAGUUACUAUGUGUCCUCCGCCUUCACCCUGGCUGUCAACAUCAUCAGCAAGAAAGUAGUGGCCCGGGAUCAGCAUGGCCAGCUCAUGGACAAACUGACACCGAACGACGAGCCCGAGUUCCUGUACUACAUGAACGACGGUGUUUACGGGUCUUUUGCCAGUAAGCUGCUGGACCACGCCAUCCCAGUGCCAUCCGUGCGUAAGAAGGACCCGCUGGUGGACGAGCCCGUGUUCGCCUGCAGCCUGUGGGGCCCCUCCUGCGACAGCCUGGACCGGGUGGUGGAGCGCUGCCUGCUGCCGGAGCUCAGCGUGGGGGACUGGCUCGUCUUCAGCGCCAUGGGGGCCCACAGCCUGGGGGACGCGCACAGACCGCCCGUCUACUACGUCAUCUCUACGGACGAUUGGUACGAGAUGCAGGAUGCCGGAAUCACUCUGGACACCACCAUGAAGAACUUCUCUCUGGUCCCGUACAGCUUCCAGUUCAGCCCGCAGGCAGACGCCUUCUCCACCCUGGCCUGAUGUGACCUCUGACCCCGCGCGCUGUCCGCAGAGCUGGUCCGCUCGACAUUCCACGGGAAGGGACGGAACGGCGCCUUGAGGGUUUUUUUUUUUUUUGGAUGUUGAAAAAUGUGUUUUUACUGGGACCAGACAAAUUCGGUUUAAAGAAAAGCAAAAGUUGUGUCCAGCUAACCCCCUAAACAACCUGCCCAUUUCAGUAAUAGAAUAUGCAACAAAAUGGAUGACUCGGUAGAGAUGGAAUCCCACUGCUGGGUUUCCUACUCAAUUACAGUUUACAUACAUGUUCAAUUUAUUUAAUUUUAUUUUAUAUGAAAUCAUAUAUAAUAUGAAUAUGAAAUAUGAAUCAUAUUAUAUAUGAAUAUGAUUACUUGUCGCCAGUCUUGUAAGUCAGUUGUCUGCCCAAUGCGGUGCAGUUUAUAGAAACAUAUAGAAGACCUGAUUUCAAGAAAUUGCUAAAUGCUUAGAAGAAAAUGUAAAUGUAUGCUUUGAUCAGCAGCAUUGCAAAAAUGAAAAAAAAAACACGUUCCUUUGUGCUAUGAAAAUCCUGAUCCAAACCAUUCAUAAUCGCAAUAAAUUUUUACGUACGUGUUAUUUAAAUAAGUUACAUUGUACAAAACAUAGGCAGAUCAGAGCUCUGCUCCUUAAGAUAUAUCUCGAUAUAAAUUAAUUUCACUUUGCUGUGUUACAAAAAGGUAUUCAAGCUUUUUUAAACUAAAUGAAACAAAAAAAACAACGCGUUUUGAAUAGAUGUGAUGUGUAAUUUCGGGAAUGCAAGACUCGGCCCCCAUUGGGCGUCGCCAUUUCCAGUGUUUUUGGAAGGAGACCCAUCGCUUUGGGUAACCGGCGGUUUAGUGAGCCUUUGAUCGAAAGCUUCCUUCUUACGUCAGUGUUUCGCCAAAGCCAUGGCUCCUAAUGUUAGCCCAGGAGAUGGAGAGGUGGCAGUUGACAUCGCACUUGGCCAUUUCAGCCAGAGCACAAGCUGGCAUGGAGGAGUUCUGUAGGAAAACGUUCCCCGAUUGGUGUACAAGAGUUGCCCAGUGAAACGAUAUGAUGUCAUUUCCUCUUUCUCACCAGGGAGGACUCUAUUACUGAGUUUAAUGUCUCUGGAGCCAUAUCGUAUUGAAAAAAUGUGUCACAAUUUGAUGAGUUCAUUCUAACAGUCUGCACCAAUUUUGUAAAUCCUUCUCCAGAAAAGAUACAAGCUCUAAUGUAAAGUAUAAUUUUAAGGCACUAAUGGAUCGUAGCUUGUUAUUGACUGUAAAAUUUGUGCUCGGUAAAGUGGUGGAAGUGAUUAAUUUAAUACAUCUCUUUGACUGAACCAUGGUGUGCUGAUUGUAUUCUUUAUUAAAUUUUUGCAUGUGAAAACUA